Epinephelus fuscoguttatus (brown-marbled grouper) is the source of this 7771-nucleotide messenger RNA. It is a transcript of the gene kcnh7a, whose product is annotated as potassium channel, voltage gated eag related subfamily H, member 7. The transcript is spliced from 18 exons. Gene Ontology annotation, cellular component: membrane. The record is from RefSeq and is a predicted model, not a curated record. Bases 457 to 4125 code for a protein of 1222 amino acids. Gene Ontology annotation, biological process: potassium ion transmembrane transport; membrane repolarization during action potential. Gene Ontology annotation, molecular function: inward rectifier potassium channel activity. Lineage: Eukaryota; Metazoa; Chordata; Actinopteri; Perciformes; Serranidae.
CGCCUCUCCUCUCUGUCAGCCUCUCCUCUCAGCCAUUGGCUUCACAGACCAUCAGUCCUCCCUUCACAACAAUAGACCCCCACGCGCACACUCGCUCACGCGCCGGCACAAACGCGCACAGUGCUUUCGAGGAGCGUCGGUGAAAUGUUGGUGAAACUGCGGUUUGCCGACUCCCUUCUUUUCAGCUUCACAUUGGCGAGGAGCGCAGGGAAGCCUCUGCGAUGCGCUCAACCGGGGACGCGUCGGAGUUGAAAUAAGGGAAGCACGGGGGGUCGGCAGAGAAAAGAGAGAGGGGGAGAUUUUCUUACGAGGAUGACUGACUGGUGACAAAGAAAACGGGGAGCCCCCUCUGGCUUCGCUUGUCAUCCGUGAGAACUUGACGGAAGGCGUUUUGGGGGACCGGCUUACUUGGACAGCCAAAGAUUUUUUAUCAUCAUUAUUUUGUGGAGGGGCACCAUGCCUGUCCGGAGGGGUCAUGUUGCGCCACAAAACACAUUUCUGGGAGUAAUUAUUCGGAAAUUCGAAGGACAAAAUAAGAAAUUCAUCAUAGCCAAUGCCCGGGUACAGAACUGCGCUAUCAUCUACUGUAACGACGGCUUCUGCGAGAUGACGGGCUUCUCCCGGCCGGACGUCAUGCAGAAGCCAUGCACUUGUGACUUCCUGCACGGCCAGUUCACCACCCGGCACUCGGUGGCCCAGGUGGCCCAGGCGCUGCUGGGCUCGGAGGAGCGCAAGGUGGAGAUUACCUACCACCGUAAGGAUGGUUCAAACUUCCUGUGCGCCACCCAUAUCAUCCCUGUGAAGAACGAGGAGGGCGUGGUCAUGAUGUUCAUCCUGAACUUCGAUUACAUCCUGGAUGAAGGGAGCAGCGAUUCACUGAACAGACUCAACCACACCUCGCCAUCCAAAGCUGACCAACGAAAAGGGAGACUAUUUCGUUUCCGAUUCCCGGCCUUACCACUUCUGGGCAUCAGCAAGCAGUCCCUGCCCCAGGAAGACCCCGAUGCCGUCUUGGUGGACUCUCCUCGCCACAGCGAUGGCUCGGUGGCUACACGCGACUACCAACUUCCCACCACCCGCGAGAGCUGCAGUCCCUCUUACGCCAAUGACACCCGCGCCCUCAUCGGCCCCAGCCACUGUUCCACCCCUGUGUCCGGGCCUUUGGACCACUCGUCGCCCAAGGGCCCCUGGGAUCGGACAUACCCAGACCAGUCCAUCACCCAGACCCAGCACCAGAGCAAUGAGGACACGCUCAUUGCGGCUCCGUCAAUCCCGGGCCUCACUCCAACCGCCUCCAGAGAGAGUGUGUGCAGUAUUCGCAGAGCCUCCUCUGUACAUGACAUGGAAGGCUUUGGGUCCAACUCCAAGAUGGCGUUCAGGGACAGACACGCAAGUGAAGACAAUGGUCGCAAUAUUAAAGUGUCUCGCUCCUGGAUGGCUGGGGGCCCGCUCAGUCAGAUCAAAUCCAGCCUGCUCGGCUCCACGUCUGACUCCAACCUUAACAAGUACAGCACUAUCAACAAGAUUCCCCUCAUCACACUCAACUUCUCUGAGGCCAACAAUGAGAAGAAGUGCCCCUCCCCUCCGUCCUCUGAGAAAACCAUCAUCGCCCCAAAGGUCAAAGACCGGACGCACAAUGUCACCGACAAGGUCACGCAGGUUCUUUCUCUGGGUGCAGACGUGCUGCCUGAGUAUAAGCUCCAAACACCACGCAUGGACAAGUGGACCAUCCUUCACUACAGUCCCUUCAAAGCAGUGUGGGACUGGCUCAUCCUGCUGCUGGUCAUCUACACCGCCAUUUUCACACCCUACUCUGCUGCCUUCCUCCUCAAUGACAUCGAGGAGCAGAGGAGGCGGGAGUGCGGCUACUCCUGCUCACCCCUCAACGUGGUGGAUCUGAUAGUGGACAUUAUGUUCAUCGUGGACAUCCUUAUAAACUUUAGGACCACGUACGUCAACACCAACGAGGAAGUGGUCAGCCACCCGGCCAAGAUUGCCAUCCACUACUUUAAAGGCUGGUUCCUCAUAGACAUGGUGGCUGCCAUCCCGUUCGACCUGCUCAUCUUUGGCUCAGGAUCAGAUGAGACCACCACUCUGAUCGGUUUACUGAAGACAGCCCGUCUUCUACGGCUGGUACGAGUUGCCCGUAAGCUGGACCGGUAUUCAGAGUAUGGUGCUGCCGUCCUCAUGCUGCUUAUGUGCAUCUUUGCCCUCAUCGCUCAUUGGUUGGCCUGCAUCUGGUAUGCCAUUGGCAACGUGGAGAAGCCUUACCUGGAGCAUAAGAUCGGCUGGCUGGACAACCUGGGGGUGUCGAUAGGAAAAAAAUAUAACUACAGUGACCCCAGCUCGGGCCCCUCCAUCAAAGAUAAGUACGUCACAGCACUCUACUUCACCUUCAGCAGUCUGACCAGUGUGGGCUUUGGGAAUGUCUCCCCCAACACCAACUCUGAGAAGAUCUUUUCCAUCUGCGUCAUGCUCAUUGGAUCUCUAAUGUACGCCAGCAUCUUUGGGAACGUGUCCGCCAUCAUCCAGAGGUUGUAUUCAGGUACAGCCAGGUAUCACCUCCAGAUGCUACGGGUCAAAGAAUUCAUUCGCUUCCACCAGAUCCCAAACCCACUGAGGCAGAGGCUGGAGGAGUAUUUCCAACACGCCUGGACGUACACCAACGGCAUCGAUAUGAAUAUGGUCCUGAAGGGUUUCCCAGAGUGCCUGCAGGCGGAUAUCUGCCUCCACCUCAACAAGAACCUCCUCCAGGGCUGUAAGGCGUUUCGUGGGGCCACCAAGGGCUGCCUCCGGGCCCUGGCCAUGAGGUUCAAGACCACCCAUGCUCCCCCUGGAGACACCCUAGUCCACUCUGGAGAUGUGCUCACCGCACUCUACUUUGUCUCCCGUGGCUCCAUAGAAAUCCUCAAAGAUGACGUUGUUGUGGCAAUCCUCGGUAAGAACGACAUUUUUGGCGAGAUGAUCCAUCUCUUCACCAAGCCAGGGAAAUCCUGUGCAGACGUGCGGGCGCUGAGCUACUGUGACCUCCACACCAUUCAGAGGGAGGAGAUCCUGGAGGUGCUGGACAUGUAUCCAGAGUUCGCCGACCACUUCCUCACAAACCUGGAGCUGACCUUUGACCUCCGUGAUGAGAAGGCGACAUGCACACAAGCAGCUGAUUCUAACACAGAUGACAUCGAGUGUCGAAGACGAGUGUCCUACAGAAGGAAAUCCUCCACAGGCUCCCACAACAAGGAGCCAGCGGCCACCUACUGCGACACCAAGCAAGGGAGGCAGAUCUACGCCUCCUCAGCAGCUGAGGAGAAGAGAGAGUCCGCUGAGGAGGGAGAGGACGAGGAGGAUGAGGAAGAGGAAGAAGGCAGGGAGGAGGAAGAGGAGCAGAGGCCCUUGUGUUCUGCUGUGCUGGGCUACCCUGUGGUUAGGGACCACACUGUGGGACUCGGGCUGAGCAGCGCUACAGACGCACAGGCUGCAGACAACAUGCAGAAUCAGACAUAUAAAGAGCUCCAUAAAGAUGAGUGGGUGUGUCAGCGUCCCAACGAGGGUGCAGAGGAGUCAGCCCAGUGUCAAGAGACGCCAGCCGGGGAGGAUGACAGCGACACAGACCUCACCUACGGAGAGGUGGAGCAACGGCUGGACCUGCUGCAGCAGCACCUCAACAGACUGGAGUCCCAGAUGACUGCAGACAUCCAGGCCAUCCUGCAGCUCCUCCAGAGGCAAACAGCGUCAGGCCCCCCCGCCUACAGCACUGUCACCUCUAGCCCCGAGUACCAGAGGCCAGCCAUCUGGGUCCAGCCGGUGUCUGCCAUCCAGACAGAGCUCAGCCUCGCUCCUGCACCGCCUCGGCCACAGAGUCCUGGCCCAGAGCAGGCCCAGAACAAGUCCAAAGAAACCUCCCCAGACCUUCUUCGCACAGAGACUCUUCCAGACGGGAACUUUGCUGGACUGCUCGAGAGCGACAUGGACACAGAGCAGAGACACACGCAAAACAGCAUGGACUCAGUAGAACAGCCCCCGGGGUUCUCAUCAGGCCGACAAGCCUCCCUACCUGAUGUCCCCAGCAGCUCAGGAAUGUUGGGACUCCACAGACCAGUUUCUGACCCUGGGCUUCCAGGAAAGUAGGCGUCCCCGAGCCCUUCGACGUCGACCGAAGGUGUCCUCUCAAGCUUGACUCAGGGUCUAAGAAAGAGACUGUAUAUGCAAAGGCAAACAAACUGUAGACUUUCUUCCAUUCCUUUUCGGAAACCCUCCCAGCCCCCUGCCCUUCCAGCUCUCGGAUUUAGAUGUAUAAAGUCCAUUUAUACAGAGGUAUUUAUACACUAUAUUAUUACCACAUGUAAAGUCGUCAUCUACCCUGUACAUACUUCAAAUAGAACACUGCCAGCAACACGAGGCACCUGACGUGCUUUUUCUAAAAGAGAUAUGCAUGUUUUCCUUUCUCAUGGGUUCUUUUCCUUUCUGUCGCAUGUUCCUCACACACUCACUGCAACUCACCGGGCAAUCAGGUGUGACCUUGGCAUGCUUACAGACUACUGUAGCUAUCAAGUCUCAUUUUCUAUGACUCUUCCCUCUUCACAGGGACAAAGCUACUUGAAACUCUUUCCGAGGCAUUUCUAUAUUCCACUCCACGGCUUUGAAGUUCACCUGUUGUGAGCAGCUCCGAACAGUCGACGCAGUUUCAAACUCACAAGGAGAUCCGUCUGUAUAUUUAGCGUGCCUACUGUACACAACUUCGCCACAACAGAUGAAAAUCACUUCUUAUUCAGCUCAAAGUACAGAACACUGUAAUAGUAAUAACGUGUGUAGAGGCUGCAUGAACCUUACAUAGCACAACAAGACUUAUGUCAAUCUUUGAGAGCAAUAAUGAUGAACCAGUACAGGAACGAACUGAAUCUCGGUAUAUUUCUAGAGUUUAAUGUACUCUGGAGAUCAUUUUAUACAACCUGAACAAAGAAGAGAGCAUCUUUAACAGCAUUUAUGUUGCUAUGUUAAGAUCUGUAUGUGAAUUCAACAGCUCAACCUUGACACGCAGAACAUUUGAAAGACAACAAAAUGAAUGCUUCAAGUUUUGGAUUUCGUAGAUUUGAAAACAUAAUUACCAUACAACAACCUACAUCCUAUCAAUACCACGUAAGCGUAGCUGUGGGGUAUUUGCAGUUGCAAUCAAAACUUGUGAGGGAAAUUUCUGUUCCAGCAGUUUGGGGAUUGUAAUGAUUCCUACAGCUGUUCUUUGUUUCUUUCUGCAGUUAUUUAUGAUGAAUCUUGGACAUCUAACCAUCCGGACCAGUAGUCUCUCAGCAGAAGGUGACAGUUUGAGUUUUCUUCCAGACAACUGUUUCCAGUACUUGUAUUUAAUUAUACAGUAGUCGUUUGCACUAGUGUCAUCCAAAAUAACAUACAUAGCAUUUCUGAAUAGUUGAAAUGGAUUCAAUGCUCAAUUUCUGCUGCACUUUCUCGCUCUCUUAUUGUUAAUAUUUACUACAGUCACUGUGCUGUUCUCCGCGACUAACCAAGAAUGGAAAAGUUGUUGUUAUCAGCUUAUUGUAUUUAUCUUUUAAUUAGAAUUUUAAAUUCUUCAAAGUAAGUUUCAAAGUAUUGUAUUGAAGGUAGAAAUUCCACUAUCAUGACAACACUAGUUUACACUGACCUACAAAAAAAAAGUCGAAAAGAACCAAGGUUUAGUCCCUUUUUUUGACAUUUCUCAUCAUUCUGUAAUAGAAAAAGAACAGUUGUAGAGCUAAAGGAAUACUUCACCUGCAAAAUGACUAUUUUUUUUUAUCAAUUACUAACCAUGAAGACUUUCUCACAAGCCUCUUUGGCAGGACCCCCCCAAACUACCAUUUGUAAUGGCAAUUUGACACAUUUACCCUCAUCAAAAAAAAAUACAGCUCCUGGAAUUUGGAUUUUGCACUUAUCCAUAAUGCAAAAUUUAGCUGUGCAGCUCUACUACUGAACGGAGAAUCCAACAAUGGCAAACAUUUUUUAUAACCUGAAGAAAAUGUGGACUCAGGUCAGUAAAGUCUCACGCAGGGUCAAGUGGUGUUCCUGGGCAUGUGCAUUCCUUUGAACUCCGCUCAAGUGGAGCUUGUACACACGCACAUGCUCAGGGCGCACUACUCAAAGGCUGAAGUGUUUUGAAUUGUAAUGUUUCAGUGAAAACGCAUUUGGGAAGUACUGAGCAUCCGACUAGAUCCGUGAGACUUAGAUUAUACUGCAUGAUGUGUGAGAGUAAGACAAAGUUUUCUUGACAAAUUCAAGGUAACAUGGUGAGUAAUUGAUAUACAAAUGGUAAUUUUGUGGGUGAAGUUUUCUUUGAAAAUCCUUAAAAUGCCUCGACAUGAUACCCCUUAAAAGUGUAUGUGCAGCUUUGAUUGCAAUUGUGACGCUGCCACACAGACGCCACAUCCAUACGUUCUAAAACCCUGACGAUCCUACAUGGUAGUUUUUAGUUGCAUGCUUUAGGUCUUCCAUCAUCCUCUUAAAAGUACAAUUUCCUAGAUUAAAAAAAUUGGGGGGGGGGGGGGGGACAGAAGUUUUUUCAUGUUUUGGGCCGAGGACACAGGCCAGCCUCCGAUAGCCUUAGCUUUAUAAGCCUGCUCUAGCCUUUGACAGACGACAUCAGUUCAAUGCAGCGGAAACCUGCUUCUCCACCGUCAGAUGUAAAUGUACCGAACCAUUUUAGGGUGAUCUGCAUGACAAAUGAAUUAGUCAUUUUAGUUUUUUAACUACAUAAAUUCCAACACAAGCUCAUGUAUUGCAUGGAGACUGCACUUGACUAAAUUAUAAAAGGUCUCAAUCAGCUGUGUGUGACAUGUAUUGCUUUUUAAGGUACAGCACAUAAACUCAUCCAGAGAGAUUUAGAAAUAACCGUUAGACCUAUUUUUCUAAAACAAAGUAUUUAAUUUGCCAUUAUUUUUCUAUGUACCUCAUUGUUUUUAAACCCCCUGAUGUUAGGCAGAGUGCUGUGGACUGCUGAUGGAAGGAUGAUGAUGAUGAUGAAUGCAAUGCAUAGCCUCUCAAUGUAGCAAGUAAGAUUUCAGAGACAGGCUUUAAGCUGGGUGCUGCAUUUACUGUAUGCUAUUGAAAUAGUUUGUUAUGAUUUAAUAUUGCACAUUGAUUUUCAUAUCAUUUCUGCGGAGUUUUGACUUUACCCUUAUUGAACAGUGAGUUGACACCCAACACUUUGCUGUCAUCUAAAGCCUGGGCUUCAUCUAGUCCCCUGACUCCUUCAGUGGAAACCUGAGAGGUCAGAGAUAACGGGGGAAUAUUAGUUAAGAUGGAUGAGAUGAAAAAGGACAAUACAGAUGAUCCAGCAGAGCGCGGGGUGUUUUAUUUGAUAAGCUUUCUUUCUCGAGCACAGAUGUAGAACAAAAGUUGCUAAAGCCUAACUCGACACAUCCAACGCCUGAACAGUCUACUGAACUUUCAUGGGAUUUGCAAACUUUUGCACAGAUUAGAAAACUUGCUGUACUGGAUAUAAAUGUCACUUUUUAAACCUAGUGCUGUUCACAAUUGUUUUUAUGCAUUUUUUAAAUGUUUGCCACUGUAUUUUAUACAAUGCAACACUUAACAGCUAAUUUGAAUGUUUCUGUUCUUAACUAUAUUUAAAAAAAAAAAAAAAGAAAUAUAUUGUGUAAAUAGACGGGUGGGGGGCGCAAUUGUAUAAAUGAAUAAACAGAAUGCAUAAUGAUCAGAAAGUGUUUAAUGUGAGUAACAAAAUGUGGUCUUUACUACAACAGUGGGUGUGUGCUGAGGUUGAUUUCACUGC